Molecule: messenger RNA, 1073 nt
Organism: Annulohypoxylon maeteangense
Lineage: Eukaryota; Fungi; Ascomycota; Sordariomycetes; Xylariales; Hypoxylaceae
Product: NAD(P)-binding protein
Exons: 2
Coding region: 340-1038 (232 amino acids)
Source: RefSeq, a predicted model, not a curated record
CAGUUACUGAUGCUGCGCGUCACCACUCUUGAAGAACCAAGACAUCUGCAUGCUAUUUGAUCGAUAGAGGAUUGCGACAUCUGCUAGAAUUUGUCAUCAGAGCUCCAACUCUUCCAUUUGAGUAUAUAAUUAUAAAUCAUUAUCACGAUAGAUCCCCUCUUAGGAAGCGACUUGAUUACCAGUUAGUUAAGUAUCGUUGAGUCUGUCUCUAUUAUAAGUGAGCCUCGAUAGCCCGCCUACUUCACCAAAGCAUAUCCCUUCAAGAGGAAUUUAGAUAGUCUAAACUUCUAUCUAGUGUUUCCAAAAAUAUCUACAUCUUUCGUAAAACAAUUCAGUACAAUGUCCUCUAACUUCUUCGCCGUUGUCGCUGGUGCUGGUCCCGGCACGGGCAGAGCCUGCGCUAUCCGGUUCGCUAAAUCAUACCCCGUGGUGCUCUUAACUCGCAAGCCUGAGUCGUACCAGGACACUGUUGCAGAGAUCAAUAACUCUGGUGGUAAAGCUAUUGGCAUCAGCGCAGACACUUCGGACGUCAAGUCGUUAGACGCAGCAUUCGAGACCAUCGCGAAGGAGCUGCCUGGUUCAAAACUUGCCGCGGCAAUCUAUAAUGUCGGCGCUGGCUUUCAAAGGAAACCAUUCCUCGAGCUAAGCGUUGAGGAUUUCGAUGUCGCAGUCGGCGGUAAUGCGCGCGGCCUCUUUAACUUCGCUCAGAAGACCUUGCCACUGCUUCUAGAAUCCGUCCCCGACUCCGAGCACCCGCCCACGUUGCUCAUCACGGGUGCUACGGCUUCCGUCAGGGGUUCGUAUCUGUUUUCCACAAUGGCAGCUAGCAUGUUCGCUCGACGAGCCCUCGGUCAGUCUCUAGCACGGGAGUUCGGACCUAAGGGGGUGCAUGUGGCACAUGCCAUCAUCGACGGAGUUAUCGAUAUUCCAAGGACGAGUCAGUACAAUGUCAAUAAUGGUGCUGAGGAUGGCAAGAUCAAAGCCGAUGCAGUCAGUACCCAUUCAAAGAAACACUCAAAAGCCGCCUUGCAAAGCUGACUAGAAAAUUAGAUUGCUGAGAGUUACUGGAAUCU